This is a messenger RNA of Lepisosteus oculatus (spotted gar), 686 nucleotides long. The record is from RefSeq and is a predicted model, not a curated record. NCBI's taxonomy places the organism in Eukaryota, Metazoa, Chordata, Actinopteri, Semionotiformes, Lepisosteidae.
CAGACAAGAGACUUCACUGCCAUAGUUACUGUUCAUGGAGGAGCCUCACCAGAGACACCAGCAAUGUUCCUCCCAGAGAGAAGGGUGAUCCUGGAGCUGCUGUUGCUGCUCAGUGUGAGCUCACAGGUCCAGGGAGACGAAAAUGAAUGUUCCCUGGAAAUUCUAGUGCCUCGAAACUCCAUGCAGAAUAUCUCUGCUACAGGACGACUUACAAUAACCUGUGGGAUUAAAUACUGUGAGGAGAAACCUGUGGUGAGAUGGUGUAAACUUCAUGAGAAAGCCUGUCUCCCCGUAAAGGAGGCUGACAUGAUCACAACUGAGUGGAAAGAGAAGGAUCCCAAUUCAGCCACCUAUUCUCUAACUUUCUCUAAUAUAACCUUGGGUGACAGUGGUCAGUAUCGAUGUGAAGCUGCAGCAAAUGUGAGCUCUGAGUACCAAAGCACUGUGAGCCACUCCAUACUGGUCUCUGUAUCAGCACCACAACCAGCAGCACUUAAUCAUUAUGAUGAAGAUCCCAUCAGGAGAAAAUCCUGAACCAAGCAGACAUCUUCCAAUGCUGUCCCAUCUGCAAGACAAAGUGUUUCUUCACAAGCAACAUCAGGGGCAUUGUUUUCACCAAUAUGCAGGACUCCGUGAAGAUGCACUAGGGCCCCAGGAAUUGAACCCAGGGCCACAGUACUCCAAGG